UUUCCCCUAUUGUGAGCAGUGUCCCGGUCAAGCUCGCGUGUUAGGGUCGACAGACCCCUGUCAGAUGAAACAAGCAGGCGCGUUGCCGAUCUGAACUAACGUCUGUCUUAACCUCAUCUCAUCUCUCGCUGCCCUUCCUUUGCAUCCUCUCCACUGCCCCCGACGCCCGUGAACCCCCAGCCGAGCCAGUGCAGCCCGUCGCCGUGUGCCAGUCAGCCUGUCGCCGUGUGCCAGUCAGCCUUUGUCAGCCUGCGCAUACGCCCCAAUAUCGGUCAAUUACGCCGACGCCGACACCGAGCUCUGGGCGCACCUGUCACAGGAGCAUAGACAACGCGUCCACAAUCUGCCGCCGCCCGACAAUCCGCCCACACCGCAGCCGGACCGCCAGCUUGAAACCACUGUCGAACCUUUGCAGAUUCCGUCACCGCCGUCAUGGGUGCCUCGAUCUCGAAAAUGAUGGGCAAGAUCUUCGGAUCCAAGGAGAUGCGCCUGUUGAUGCUGGGUCUUGACGCAGCUGGAAAGACCACCAUCCUCUACAAGCUCAAACUCGACCAGGACGUCACGACCAUCCCCACCGUUGGCUUCAACGUCGAGACCGUCACAUACAAGAACACCAAGUUCAACGUCUGGGAUGUCGGAGGCCAAGACAAGAUCCGUCCUCUAUGGAGACAUUACUUCUCUGGCACUCAGGGUCUGAUCUUCGUCAUUGACUCGAACGACCGCGACCGUAUCGACGAGGCCCGCACCGAGCUCACCCGCAUCAUCCAGGACAGGGAAAUGAAGGAUGCGCUGCUGCUGGUGUUCGCAAACAAGCAGGAUCUGCAAGGAGCCAUGCGACCAAAGGAGGUAUCAGAUAAGCUGCAGCUCGAGAAGAUUGCCAAGGACCACGUAUGGAAGGUCGAGCCCAGCUGUGCCACCACAGGAGAGGGUAUCUUCGAAGGACUGGCAUGGCUCAGCAACAACGUCAAGCUUCCACAAGGCGGCAAGUAAGGCAUCGACGCCCCCUUCGAUACCUCCUUCGCUGUGUACGACUGCAUGCUCGCGCACUUCUGCAUAUACCCGGUUUUCUGUCUAACGUCUGCGCGUACCCAAUAUGACCUUCUAAUACCAGCUACGCAAUGUGGCUGCAUUUCUGCUUUAGUCCGCGCACAUGGCGCGGGGCGAGAUACCCCUUCAGAUUGGCUUGCCUUGUACCACUUCAUGUAAAUUUUCCUUGUUUUGUACAGUACGAGCAUCCAGUGGUUCGAUAGACGAG
This is a messenger RNA of Didymella exigua CBS 183.55, 1255 nucleotides long. Its product is annotated as ADP-ribosylation factor 6. Gene Ontology annotation, biological process: vesicle-mediated transport; intracellular protein transport. Gene Ontology annotation, cellular component: cytoplasm. Lineage: Eukaryota; Fungi; Ascomycota; Dothideomycetes; Pleosporales; Didymellaceae. The record is from RefSeq and is a predicted model, not a curated record. The transcript has 5 exons. Gene Ontology annotation, molecular function: GTPase activity; GTP binding. Bases 433 to 990 code for a protein of 185 amino acids.